This is a messenger RNA of Actinia tenebrosa (Australian red waratah sea anemone), 642 nucleotides long. RefSeq lists its product as uncharacterized. The record is from RefSeq and is a predicted model, not a curated record. NCBI's taxonomy places the organism in Eukaryota, Metazoa, Cnidaria, Anthozoa, Actiniaria, Actiniidae.
AUGCCAGAAUGUUUYCAAUUCUCAUUUGGAAAUAAGACAACAGUCAUCAUUGACUGUUUUGAGGUUUUUAUUAUGAGGCCUUCAAACCUCAUGGUGCGAGCACAGACUUAUUCUAAUUAUAAAAGUCACAACACUGUUAAAAUCCUAAUUGGCAUUACACCUCAGGGAAGUAUUUCAUUUGUGUUGCACGUGUGGGGUGGAAGAACUUCCGAUAAGUUUAUAACAGACCAUUGUGGAAUACUGAAAAACCUUUUGCCUGGAGAUUUAGUGAUGGCUGACCGUGACUUCACAAUUCAGGAAAGCCUUACAGUUCACAGAGCUGAACUUGCCAUUCCAGCCUUCACUAAAGGAAAGGAUCAGCUAGACCCCAUUGAUGUUGAGCGUACCCGUGGCAUUGCUAAUGUCAGGAUUCACGUAGAAAGAGUAAUUGGGCUACUCAGGAGGAAAUAUACAAUUGUGUCUGGUAUUUUGCCUAUCGACUUCCUCCAAAGUGACCCCAAUGACUCCCAAGUCGCUAAGAAACCAAUGAUAGACAGAAUCAUAACAGUUACUGCUGCACUGACAAACUUAUCUACAGGCAUUGUACCAUUUUAUUUAAGAUCCAGCAAUCUCAGAGUUGUUGCUCAGAAAUUAUUAAUAUAA